AAUAGCUAGCUGCUGCAUUUUGGACUUCUGCCUGGGCUCCCAGUGUCUUUUAGCUUGCACGGCGUAUAGGCAUUGGUUACUCUACCCUCCACUGGAUCAACCUCUCGACACCAAGGCAAUACUUUGCCCCCAUGGCACCCAAGAAAAAGACGCCAAAGAAGAGCAAGCUGGUGAAAGUAGAGCCUUCUGUGAUUACCACCACAGUAGAGGACCCUUCCUUUGACAUUGACCAUCACCACCAGCUGGACAGCUUGCUUGAAAAUGGUUCGGAUGGAUUUCUCUGCACUGCCACGGAAGUCACCAAUCCGAGCCACGGAACCAGCAUUCUGGAGGAGAUGAGGCGUAUGCACCAGGAGCAUUUCCUUUGUGACCUCACCAUUGCCACCAAAACCAAACCCUUUAGUGUCCACAAGCUGGUUAUGUCUUCAUGCAGUGAGUAUUUCAGAAACCUGCUGAAAAGAAAUCCCAACCUCCAACAAGUGGACCUCAAAGAUGUCUCCUCCUUGGGCCUGGCCACCAUCAUUUCCUAUGCCUACACAGGAAAGUUGAGUCUCUCUCUGUAUACCAUUGGGAGCACCAUUUCCACAGCCAGCCAUCUGCAGAUGUAUGCUCUGCUCAACAUGUGCAGCAACUUCCUCAUCCAAGAGAUGAACGUGGAAAACUGGAUGUAUAUUGCCAACUUGGCAGACACAUACAAUCUCAACCAGACGAAAGAUGCGGCCAGGAAAUUCAUCCGGGAACACUUCCUCGAGUUCUCUAGUACUGAACAGUUCAUGAAACUCACCUUCGAUCAGCUCAACGAACUGUUAAUGGAUGACAACCUUCAGUUCCCCAGUGAGGUGGUGGUCUUCCAGAUUGCCAUGAAAUGGCUAGAGUUUGACCCCAAGCGAAUCAAGCACGCCGCUGACCUCCUGAACAAUGUUCGAUUUGGCACCAUCCCAGCUCAAGACUUAAUCAACUACAUCCAACCUGUGCCAUGUAUGAUGCAGAACCCGGAAUGUCACAGGCUUCUGGUAGACGCCAUGAAUUACCACUUGCUUCCUUAUCAGCAAAAUGAUCUCCAGUCCAGAAGGACCAAGAUCCGAGGAAGCCAUAAAGUCUUGCUCACGGUUGGUGGGCGCCCAUGUACGACCGAGAAAGCUCUUAGCAAAGACGUAAGCUACAGAGAUCAAGAAGGAACCUGGAAUAAGCUGACAGAGAUGCCAGCCAAAUGCUUUAACCAAUGUGUUGUGGUAAUGGAUGGAUUUCUCUAUGUGGCAGGAGGAGAAGAUCAAAACGAUGCCCGGAACCAAGCAAAACAUGCAAUUAACAAUCUGUGCAGGUACGACCCCCGUUUCAGCACUUGGCUGCACCUGGCCAGCAUGUCGCACCGAAGAACUCACUUCAGCCUCAGUGCCUUCGACGGGCACCUCUAUGCCGUCGGGGGACGUAACCCUAAGGGGACGCUGGUCUCUCUUGAAUGCUACGUCCCUUCCACCAAUAGCUGGCAAGCCAAAGCCAACAUGGAGCUGCCACGCUGCUGCCACGCCAGCGUGGUCAUUGGGGGCAAGAUUCUGGUGACGGGCGGCUAUGUGAACAACGCCUACUCCCGUACUGUUUGCAGCUAUGACCCUGCCACAGAUUCUUGGCGAGACUGCGCGUGGCUGAGCAGUCCUCGGGGCUGGCACUGUGCCGCCACCUUAGGGGAUCGCGCCUAUGUCAUGGGGGGCAGCCAGCUGGGCCCCCGAGGGGAGCGAGUGGACGUCGUCUCCGUGGAGUGCUAUAAUCCUUCCACAAACCAGUGGAGCUACAUGGCCCCCCUGCCCAUCGGCUUGAGCAUGGCUGGGGUGGCCACCCUCAGUGGCCAAAUCCUGCUGGUGGGCGGUUGGAACGAAAGUGGAAAGAAAUACCAGAAGAGUAUCCAGGCCUACAACCCCGACCUGAAUGACUGGACUGAGGAAGGGGAACUUUCUGAAGGCACCGUGGGGGUGUCGUGCUGCACUAUCGCCCUCCCACACUCCAGCACCAGGGAGUCGAGGGCUAGCUCUGUCGCCUCAGGAACCGUCAGCAUUUGAGGGUGGGAGGAUGGCUGGGUGGAACAGAAGAAAGCAUUCAUAAGUUGCCUCAGGUGGUGUGUUAUGGUGGGUCAUGAGAAUGGUGAAGUACAUUAAAAAAAACACCUCAAUUUACCUUGGUUUUGCCAACUUCAAGGAGAUAAAGCAUUCUAGUUGUAUAUAAUUAGCACUUUUCCAUGACAACUUUACCUCACAGAAGAUGUUCACAGGCCUUACCACAGCAUCUUCUGCUUCAUGGGAACUACUAACGGUUGAACAUGUGCAGAGGUGUUUACUUCAUAGGAUAGUUGAGUUGGAAGGGGCCUAUAAGGCCAUCAAAUCCAACCCCCUGCUCAAUGUAGGAAUGAACAUCAAAGCAUCCCUGACAGAUGGCUGUCCAGCUGCCUCUUGAAUGCCUCUAGUGUGGGAGAGCCCACAACCUCCCUAGGUCAUUGGUUUCACUGUUGUACUGCUCUAACAGUCAGGAAGCUUUUCCCGAUGGCCAGCCGGAAUCUGGCUUCCUGUAACUUGAGCCCAUUAUUCCGU
This is a messenger RNA of Elgaria multicarinata webbii, 2579 nucleotides long. Its product is annotated as kelch-like protein 31. The record is from RefSeq and is a predicted model, not a curated record. The transcript has 3 exons. Gene Ontology annotation, molecular function: protein binding. NCBI's taxonomy places the organism in Eukaryota, Metazoa, Chordata, Lepidosauria, Squamata, Anguidae. Gene Ontology annotation, biological process: negative regulation of JNK cascade. Gene Ontology annotation, cellular component: nucleus; cytoplasm. The coding region runs from base 132 to 2054 and encodes 640 amino acids.